Manduca sexta (tobacco hornworm) is the source of this 1306-nucleotide messenger RNA. RefSeq lists its product as uncharacterized. The transcript has 4 exons. The record is from RefSeq and is a predicted model, not a curated record. Lineage: Eukaryota; Metazoa; Arthropoda; Insecta; Lepidoptera; Sphingidae. The coding region runs from base 221 to 760 and encodes 179 amino acids.
CAUCGUAUGCCAUCGAUGGAGCCACAAUCUAAAAAUUGAAUUGAAUUGAAUAUCACGCUCAUAUCAAAACGAGUUCCCAAUGGCUUUUUUAUCACAUUUUCCACAUAAAGUAAUUGUUUCGAAACCAUAUAAAGUAAACAAAGCGUGAAAUUUACUCGGCACGUAUAAAUCAAAAACUUGGUCAAGCCAGUCCUCGUUUAAUGUUAAAAGUGAAUUAAAAAUGUUCACGGAACACAGAACAAUGCUGUGGAUAUCGAUCUGGGACUUACCGACGGAGAAGAAUUUGUUAAAAAAAUCGUUCGCGGAGACAAUGCUUUCGGUAUUGUUGGCACUCCUUCAGGCUGUCCUGGCCAGCAUGCCAUGGGACGGUUGGUCCUGGGCCGUACCUCAGGCGCCGAUCGAGUACUUCUUCAGAAGACAUCAAGACAUGCUGGUGAAGUCGCCCGAUCUGCAAUGCCAAUGUCCGCCUAGCAAAGAAUGCGUCGUUGAAUAUAAAAUCAACGAGGACAUGCCAGAUUUUCUAAAAAUUCAAGGUGUAUUAAACGAUGACAAACUUGAAGAACUAAAGAAGUAUAUUAAGGAUGCGCAAAGAAGUACAACAGAAGCACCAAAGAUAGGAAACAUAAGAAGUAGGAGGCAGAAUGAUGACCAGGAGUGCUGUUGUCCUCCCAGAAGCAUGUUGAUGCCUACGUUUAUUACUAAUAAGAAAUUUGACGAAGUAACAGAUCGGCUGAAGAAAAAACUGCUUUCGGAUAAAUAAAUAUUUUUUAUUCGUAUAAUAUUUUUACUACCUGAGGGAAUAAUUUUGCUGCCCUUGGUAGCGUAGUUGCAUCGUGGUUCGUACAACCAGCACUGUGAGGUCUUGGGUUCGAAUCCCAGGUCAGGAAAAUUGAUAUUGGUUUUUUCACUAUCAGCCUAGAAUCUGGACUUGUGCCCGAUAUAGCGAUAAGCUCGCCCUCUAUAUAUGUGUGUGUGUGUUUGUGGAAAAUUUUGGAUGAUUUGAAGAGAACCACGAAGUAGUUAAUAUUCGGUGUCUAAGGUGCAGACGAUCUAAUUUUGAUGCCGAUAAUGAUUAAAGUGCAUUAUAAUUAACAGUUGCUGUAUAAUUCGCAAUAAGUUAACAGCAUUUAUGCAGACCCUUAAGCAUAAAACAUGCAGAAAUGAAUUACAUCAAACCGGACAAAGAGUUAGCCGUACAAUCUUAUUAACAAACUAUCACUUUAAAUGCAAAAAAUGAUAAUCGAACAUCAAUAAUAUGUUCUUGGGUCCCAUAUCAUUCUUAUUAACGUCGGUUUAAUGUAACACC